This is a messenger RNA of Prunus armeniaca (apricot), 474 nucleotides long. The record is from the annotation of a GenBank genome assembly. NCBI's taxonomy places the organism in Eukaryota, Viridiplantae, Streptophyta, Magnoliopsida, Rosales, Rosaceae.
AUGGCCCAUAAGCAGCGUCCUUCGAGAGACGCAGGGCGACGACUAAAAGCGUCCGUUUGGAGACGUAGCUCGCAAAGAAGCGUCCUAAGGAAGACGCAGGUUGCCCAUAAGGAGCGUCGUAAGGGAGACAUAGGGCAACGACUAAAAGCGUCUGUUUGGAGACGCAGCCCACUAAAAAAGCGUCCUAAGGGAGACGCAGGGUGCACCAGGAAUUUCUUAAAAGGAGGUCUCCAUGCCUCUUGCGGGAAGUAUCCAGUUGCCCAUAAGGAGCGUCCUAAGGGAGACGCAGGGUGCGCCAGGAAUUUCUUAAAAGGAGGUCUCCAUGCCUCCUACGGGAAGUAUCCAGGUUCCUAUCCGUUUCCUAAGGGAGGCAUGAUAGUCACACAGUUGCCCAUAAGCAGCAUCCUUCAGGAGACGCAGAGCGACGAUCAAGCCAUCCUACGGGAUAUGCAGAACACGCCCGGAGCCCUUUAA